CUUAUAUAAUUAAACCUAAAUUACUCAAUUUCAUUACACAAUGUUUUUACACAAAUUAAUAUUACUAGUGGUUUCUUUGAUUCUCGUCACCAAAAAUGUCAAUUCCGAGCGAAUUCUCGCCAUGGUCAUGAUUCCAUCCUACAGUCAUCAAAUGUUUUAUCAACCAUUAUGGAGAGAACUAGCCAUCAAAGGUCAUGACGUUGUCGUGAUUACAACUGACCCAACUAAUGAAGUGCUCCCAAACUUUAAAGAAAUUGGCAUCAAAGAAUCCUAUCCAACUAUGAAAAAGUUUUUGGAUGAAAUGAUCAACACCACAAUGCUACAAAAUAUAUGGGAGAAUAAAUGGGCAGAAGUUAGUAUAUCAUUGACUGAAUUUCAAUUUAAUCUACCGCAAAUACAAGAACUAAUCCAUAACAAAUCGGAGCAUUUUGAUCUGCUAAUUAUUGAGCAUUUUCCAUCGCCAGCUUUCGGAUUACAAUAUCGUUUUAAUUGCUCUAUGAUUGGUGUAGUGUCAUUGGAUGCCAUGUCUGUAUCACAUGAGAUAAUGGGAAAUGCGGAUCAUUUUAUUUUAUAUCCGUCGGCUAUAUUGCCAUAUCAAGAAGAUUUUACGUUCGUUCAAAGAAUUGGUGCUUUGAUGUUUGGUGUCGUAGUGAAUUACAUGCAGUAUGCAAGUUUUGGAAUGUAUACAGAUUUGGCUAGGCAAUAUUUCGGAAAGGAUAUGCCUCCAAUUGGAGAUAUUAUUGAGAAGACAGAUAUGUUGUUUGUAAAUGCAAACCCUGUGUUCAGUCAGGUAAGGCCAUAUACGCCUAGUACAAUUUCAAUCGCUGGAGGAAUGCACAUGAAAGCUGAAAAGCCACUUCCUAAGAACUUAAAAGACUUUUUGGAUAAUGCGAAAGAUGGCGCCAUAUACUUCAGUCUUGGUAGUAAUGUGAGAAGCAAUGAGCUGUCCAUGAAUUUACGUAAAAUUAUUAUGGAGACUUUAGCUCAAGUACCAUAUCCUGUUCUAUGGAAAUUUGAAAACGAUGACCUGCCUGGUAAACCUGAUAAUGUCAUGAUUACAAAAUGGGCUCCACAACAAGAUGUUUUAAGACACAAAAACGUUAAAUUGUUUAUUACUCAAGGAGGUCUUCAAUCACUCGAAGAGUCAUUAUAUUCUCAUGUGCCUGUUGUCGUGUUACCCUUCUUUGGUGAUCAGGAAGCCAACGCAGAUAAAGUAAAUCGCAAAGGCAUGGGUGUUGCGCUUGAUAGACACAACCUCAAUGUGGAGGACUUCAAGAAAGCCAUCUUUGAAGUAAUGGAAAACCCAAGCUACAGAAAUACAGUCAAACAAAUGGCUAUACGAAUUCAGGACACACCACGAACGCCGCUGGAAAAUGCAGUUUGGUGGAUUGAAUACGUUCUUAGACACAAAGGAGCACAGCACUUAAAGGGUCCCAGAAUUCCAUUCUAUCAAUAUUAUUAUUUAGAUGUUAUUUUUGUCCUGGGUGCUACCGUUUCUACUCUGAUUGGAUUACUAAUUCUUAGUGUUAAAUAUAUUUGCAGAGGUGUUUGUUGUUUGAUGAAAUGCAACAAAACUAAAACAACUAAAAAAGAAAAAGUUAAGAAAAACUAAAACUAAAGAAUGUUAAUGUAUUGAUGAAACCGCCUACAAUAAACAUUUAAUAAACUUGCA
Messenger RNA from Dalotia coriaria, 1672 nucleotides. Its product is annotated as UDP-glycosyltransferase UGT5-like. NCBI's taxonomy places the organism in Eukaryota, Metazoa, Arthropoda, Insecta, Coleoptera, Staphylinidae. Bases 41 to 1612 code for a protein of 523 amino acids. The record is from RefSeq and is a predicted model, not a curated record. Gene Ontology annotation, molecular function: UDP-glycosyltransferase activity. The transcript has 3 exons.